UUUUUUCUUAUUUUUCCUCAAAGUGGCAGCAGUUUUUUAGUACAUCAGAAAACAAAAGUUUCUGUUCGUGUUCGUUUAGAUUGGUGUUGUUUCUAAAGAAAGGAUCUAAUUUUUCAUCAUAUCAUAACAGAAAUAUUGAGGAUGUACUAAAUUGGAAUUAGGUAAAUUUAUCUGUAAAUGCAAUGUAUUUUUGACAUUAUUGUUUGCGGUUGAUGCGUCAUCUCAUUUCAGAGUUGUGGAGUUGAGUAUCUGUGAAGAUGUUUGAUGUGUUCCAAAAUGUACUUUUUGGCAAGAAAAAGGAUAAAUCAGAAAAAGAAAACUCAGGCUCAGAAGUAGACGAUUUUGUGCUUGUUGGUCAGUCAUCAGGUGAACAAGCAGCUGUUGCAAAAGAAGCUAGUGAAUUUCCAUAUCUCAACAAUAAAUAUUUCGCUAAUAACUUUCCUCCUGCACAAAUGCCUGAAGUUGCCACAAGGAAAGAAGAAACAUACGUACAGAAUGUGCCUCUUCAGGAUGUACCAUUUAUAAUCAACGCUGCUCUGUCUGCAUCAGCGAAACUUGACAACUUAUGGCAAGGCAUGGGACAAGUUCUUAGUUUUGUGGACAAGUACAAACCAUAUACAGAUGAUUAUGACUUUUCACUUGAAAGAUCUGUUAUUGCUGAAACAAUGCAGAAAUAACUUUUGUUGAAAGAAACCAUUCAAGUUUUAUGGCUCAAAUUGCCCAAUUUACAACAUACAUCACAUGACUACAAAUCAUAAUGUUUAAUAUGUACUCAAUUAUAUAAACUCUUUCUGGUAUCAACUGUUGCAUUGUCCUUUAUGAAUAUAGUUUACAAAAUGUAGCCUAAUUGACAUUAGGUAUGACGGAAUUAGCCAGCUCUUCUCACCCUGCCUAUAUUAAAUUUCUUACUUGAUCUUUUAAGUUUAAAAAAAGAGGUGGAACUGCCACUUUGUUAAUCCUAGGCGACAAAUGUGGUAGUUAGAUUCAGCUCUAACCUAUCCAUGGUCAGUAGCUGAUGACCAAAUAGCACAACCUCAAGGAAUCAAGGAAUGGAACACAAACUUGGAUUUUGGUCAAUUUGCACUAGGUAUGGGAUCUGGUAAGUGGUUUGGUUGCAACUCAGGUCUAAAGUUGCUUUGUUAGCAACAAGAAUGCAAUGUCUAUGUCAUUUGAAUUAAGAGCUUCCAGGACUCUAGCCAGGAAUGAAUAUUAGGUUGGACAUGAGAUUUUAUAGACGGGGCCCUAAAAAAUGAAGCAUGCAUACAUAUAUCGGGGUAUGCCAGGACAGGUAUUACCUGAUCUCGCCUCCCUCUGGCUAUGGCCAUGUUACCUUUACAGCAAUAUUUGCUCUUCCAACACAAUUGCCACUUUUUGUCAGUACAAUAUACAGGGCUAUAGGUUUGGCUACACAAAACCUAUUUUGGCCAUGCCAGUGGCAAAAACGGUAAAAACUGGAUUUAACCACCAUAGAACUGGCCAAAACUGUAUUGUAUAAAAGCACAAUAAUAUGUACACACAUACAGUUUGUAUGCAUAAUGUUGCAUAUUUUAAUUCAUAAUUAAAAGAAAUAUGAUGUCUGUUUAUCUUGAUUAAAAUAAUUUUUCUAACUGAUUUAUUGAUUUAAAUGCAACUUUUCUUAAUGUGUUGCAAAAUUUUACUGAUUUUUUGUUGUUCAAGUCUGAUUGUUGAACAUGCGUCCCUUGACAUAACUUUUAUUUUAGUGGUAGACCGUGCAAAGCUGGGCGAUACAUCUAGUAUUAACAUUAAAAAUUGUUCACAGCAAAGAGACUCGUUUAUUAAGAAUACAAAACAGCCUGCAAUAUAAACUAAUAGCUAUUCUUCCCAAAACUUGUAACAUGUAUUCAAUGAAUUAGAAAAUAAGUAAUAUACUUUGAUUUAACUUGAAACUCAUUUUGUGCGCAUAAAAUUAUAAAAACUAUAUAUUGUGCUAUUUAUGCUUUUCAAAACACAUUUUUGAAAAAUCAUGACGUAUUCAUCCUAUGAUGUGACUAACCUUCUUUAACAUGCUGCCAUUUAUUACUUGCCUAAGGUGCAAAAUUAACUGUUUACUUAAAUAAUGAAUAAUGACUGUUUAUAGGAUUGAUGUUUCAUAUGUCUUUUAAUUAUGUACUAAUUAAUUUUGAUUAAAAAUUUUAUUAUUUCCUAUAUCCAAUCCAAUGGCCAAACCUGGACAAAAUUGAUUUUAUCCAAGCUGGUUUUUUCCAUGGUUUAAACCACCACUGACUAAAACUCUUACAACCCUGACAACAUAGGGGAUGCGGAAUUUAUUCUGUAUUGUGAAGGCAUUAAUUGUACUGAAAUAGCAAGAAAAGAAUACAAAAAGUAUAAUUCCAAAGUAAACACAUUGCAUAUGCCAAACUAGCAACUUUGGAUUCCCGUAGCUGCUGCAUUUGGGCUUUUGCCUGCGUAGAAAGUGGGAAUUGAUCUACAUGAAGAGUUUUGUCUGGAUCCAUGACUCUCAAUGUUGUGCCAUUUGGUAAUGGGCUUGCUUGUUUCAAAGCAACAAAAAUAUUCUUUUAUUAUUGGGCACCAGAUGGUUUUCUUAAAUUAAUUUUUUUUCUUCAAAAAAUGAAAAUAUUUAACUGCAUCAACUAUUUGAAAACAGUAAAAUUGUUCUAAAAUUAGUAGAACUUCAAUCAUCCGACUUAAUUGGGACCAGAUCCAUUUGGAUAAUUGGAUUUUUUUCAGAGAAAGGGUCUAUUUUAAUUAAAUAAUAUAUGUAAUAUGUCGAAAAUGGAAGAAAAACUAAUUAAAAAAAGAGCUUUUAAUUGAUCAAACUUAAAAGCAACACUUAUAACUGUUACUUAAAUGCAACACUUAUAAGCAUACUGACAAUUGCUGUACCAUAGUACAGUAAAUAUGAACCAUACUUUAAGUAAAAGUCAUUCUUGCUAAAUAUCUCAGUUGAAGUAAACCGGGAGGGCAAUAGCGGUUAGACAGUAUCAUUAUUUUGGGAAUUGCAUUAUAUUUCCAUCUUUGUUUUAUUCUGAAUUCAGGAAGCGAUUCGUAUAAUCAGAGGUUUGGAUUACUGGAGUUCCACUGUAAAAGAAAAAUUGAGAAAUUCACUGUUUUGAAAAAAUAUAUAUAUGUUUGAAGAAAAAUAAUAUGUAAGCACUUUAUACAAAUUACCAAGCAAAGCAGUUUCUGGUGAAAUCAUAGUUAUUUGUCUUAAAACUCCUUUGCAAAACUGAGAUUUAAACCUGAAAAAGGAAAAAAAAAGUUUUUCUUUAAUCCUGUUUUCGAAUAAAUAAAAGAUUUGAUUUAAUAAGUCUGUACUUAUUAUUAUUACAGUCGACUCCCGCUACAACGCGAUCCGACUCACGCGAAAUGGCUAUAACGCGAAUUUUUCACGAGUAACAAAUUUUAGAGCUAACGCGAAUUUUUCGCCCACAACAUGAAUUUUUUUAGAAGGAAGUAUCAGCUUCAUUAUUGGAUACUAAAUAUUGAUUUCGUGAAUGUUAUUAUGUCCCUUUGAGCAUCACUGACAGCCAAAGUUCCCACACCAAACUAGUCUAGUGCAUCAAGUAACCAUAAUGACACCUUAGUGUCACCUUCAUCUAAAGUUUGAAAAUGUGAAGAAAAAGAAAGUUUCUGAAUUUAAAAAGGCUAAAAUUCUCGAUAUGCUUGAACUAUUACAAAAUGUCAAAGGUAGCGCGAAAAUAAGUAUGAGUGAAUCUUCUAUAUGUACAAUUAAAAGUCAAAACAAAAAGAUGUUUGUACAAGUUUAGAAAUUACUAGUUUCAAUAUUGAAGCUUGCAGAGCAGUCUUGCAAAUUAAAAAUGGAAGCUACGCGCGCUCUUGCAUUGU
Molecule: messenger RNA, 3828 nt
Organism: Uloborus diversus
Lineage: Eukaryota; Metazoa; Arthropoda; Arachnida; Araneae; Uloboridae
Exons: 3
Coding region: 258-677 (139 amino acids)
Source: RefSeq, a predicted model, not a curated record